CUCAUGGGAGUUGUAGUUUGUUCGCGGGGCGCCGGCUGGGUAUCUGGGCAGGUCAUCUGAAGAAACCCGGCCGGGGAGGCGUAGCUGCGGCGGACGGGGGCGACAAGCAGGUGGCGCUCAGAGGAGGGCGAGUGGUGGCUGGUCGCUGUUCCGAUGGAGGACUCGGGCUUCCUGGCCUUUGAGGAGGACCGCAGGUGCCUGUCCGGGAGCCUCCCCUGGCCAGCGCUGGCCGAGGGCCCCGCCACACAGACCACCUCCGAGCCCAGCGAGUCAUUUUCCUCGGCCCACAGACACCCCAGCAGAAAGAGUGGGCUUUCCAGACUCUGCCAGAGCCGGACGGCGCUGCCCGAAGACCGAUGGAGCUCCUACUGCCUGUCGUCGCUGGCCGCCCAGAACAUCUGCAGCAGCAGGCUGCCCUGCCCUGCUGUACCUGCGCCCACCGAGCUGGCCAGCCCCCUGGGCAGCACGUCCUGCUGCUCCCUGCUGCGCGGCCUGUCUGCGGGCUGCUCCACACCCCUGCUCCCGGCCCCUGUGUGCAACCCCAACAAGGCUGUCUUCACCGUGGAUGCCCGGACCACAGAGAUCCUGGUCGCCAAUGACAAAGCUUGUAGGCUUCUGGGGUACAGCAGCCACGAGCUGAUUGGUAGGAGACUCCAGCAGUUUUUCCUGAAGUCGGACUCCGACGUGGUCAAAGCCCUCAGCCAGGAGCACGUGGAAGCCGACGGCCACGCCGCUGUGGUGUUUGGCACUGUGGUGGAUGUGGUCAGCCGCAGUGGCGAGAAGAUCCCUGUGUCAGUGUGGAUGAAGAGGGUGCGGCAGGAGCACAGCCCGUGCUGCGUGGUGGUCCUGGAGCCCGUGGAGAGGGUCUCGGCCUGGGUGGCCUUCCGCAGCGACGGAACCGUCACGUCCUGUGACCGCCUGUUCGCCCACCUGCACGGGUACGCAUCCGGGGAGGAUGUGGUUGGGCAGCGUAUCACAGACCUCAUCUCUGUGCAGCUCCCUCCUGCUGGCCAGAGUGUCCCCCAGAACCUCAAGAUCCAGAGGUCUGUUGGGAGGGCCAGGGAUGGCACCACCUUCCCCGUGAGUUUAAAGCUAAGUCCUGAGCCCAGCAGCAAGGAGACACAGGCCCUCCCGGCAGCAGCCGGCGGCUGCUUGGCUUCCGUCUGGGCGUUCUGCACUAUCAGCGGCCUCAUCACCCUCCGGCCAGAUGGGACCAUCUAUGGCGUCAACCACAGCUUUGCGCUCACGCUGUUCGGCUACAGCAGGGCUGAGCUCCUGGGCAAGAACAUCACUCUCCUGAUCCCUGGCUUCUACCGCUACAUGGACGCAGCGGCCAGCAGCUCUUCGCAGCUGCCCGACCUGGCCCGCCGCCUGGACGUGGGCAGUGAGAGCCGGCCCGCAGAGAUGGUCUCCGACCUCUGGCAAGGCCAGGACCCAGCUGGGGGGGCCCCAGGUCCGAGGCCUGAUGUCGUGCUUGCUGGUGACCUCAUUCUGCCACAAGAGGGGACCCCACAGCUCUUGGGAAGUCCGGAAGUCUCCGCCAGGAUGCAGCCCCCACUGGAAACCAGAGCCUGUCCCUCCUCCCCCGGCUCUCAGCCUGCUCCAGGGGUGGACGACAUCCUGGAGGGUAGCCCACCUGCUUGUGACGAGCAGUUGUUGCCCAAAGACCAGCGCCACAUCCUGGAGGGCAGUCCACCUGCGCAUGGCAAGUGGUUAUUACCCAAGGACCAGAAGCACGUCCCAAGGAGGAACCCACCCGCCCACGGCAAGUGCUUGUUGCCCAAGGACACACAGCGCACUCCUGAGAGCAGCCCACCCGCCCACAGCGAGCAGUUGUUGCCCACGCACCUGCAGUGCAUCCCGGAGGGCAGCGUACAUGCCCACAGCAAGGAGGCCUUGCCCACGCACCUGCAGUGCAUCCCGGAGGGCAGCCCACCCGCCCAUGGCAAGGAGGCCUUGCCCACGCACCUGCAGUGCAUCCCGGAGGGCAGCGCAUCCACCCACAGCAAGGAGGCCUUGCCCACGGACCUGCAGUGCAUCCCAGAGGGCAGCCCACCCGCCCACGGCAAGGAGGCCUUGCCCACGGACCUGCAGUGCAUCCCAGAGGGCAGCCCACCCACCCACGGCAAGCAGGCCUCGCCCACAGACCCACAGAUCACUGCCUUGGGGACCAAAGAACCAGCUUCAACAGAGAGUCCCGAAAAGGACAUACUGGGAGAGAGCGGGUGUGAGCCAGUGGGUGCUACACUGUCCGCUCCACGCGUGGGUCCUGCAGUCCCAGAGCCAGCCGCGAAUGGCCACAGUGACUCACAAGCGUGUGGCCCGGGUCCGCGAGCACAGCCAGGGCCGCUGGGUCUCUGCAGCUGCGGCCUGCCGUGUACUCGGGCUGGUGCUGUCACAGCCCAGACCCCUGCCACGGGCUGGCCGACCAGGGGGCUCCUGGGGCAUUGCCCUCGUUAUGGGGAUGAGUGGUCCCUAUGUCAGCAGGGCCAGCACGUGGCCCCCAGCCCCCCAGGGGUGGUGUGUGUGUCGCUCAAGACGCCUGCCCUGGAUGAGUCCUGGUCGAAGGUGCCAAGUGGCCAAGAAGAGCUGCAGACCUCUGUGGUCAGCGAGCAGCUGUCCGAGUGGAGCUCUGCAGUGACCCCGGGCCGCCCCUGCACCGGGCCUGUCCCAGCAGGGCCCCUGCCCUUGGCACCCCCCAUGUUGACUUGUGGCCUGGGAGGCCUUGACCCACUGGGAGGCCGUGCAGGCAGCUCCUCGGCCUGCUAUGCCCUGGCUGCCGACCUCCCUGGAGGCCUAGAGGCUGUGCAGGCCCCAGGGGCUGAUGUGGAUUCAUUUUCCUGGAACCUCAAGGAACUCUUCGUUAGUAACCACAUAGCCCGAACUCCAUCGGAUGGCUCCUGGGCCACAUCAGAACUCAUAGAGACCCCUUCUCCUCCAGUAGUGAGCUCAGAUUUGGGUGUCAGUCUCCACGGGCAGAGGCCAGAGGUUCUGGAUAGCAGGGAGCUGCUGCUGCUGGCCGGUACCUGCCUAGACCUUGGUGAAGGCCUGGGGCUCCAGGACAGCCCCCUGGCACCCGGUCGAGCAGACCCGGCCGAAGCCCGUUUGGUGUCUCCGGAACGUUAUGAUGCAAUUGGCGGAGAGAGUCUGGGCUGCUUCCCUGCCACACCAGGCUCUGGCCCCGAGGACACAUACCUGUCAGAGGAGCUGAGGCGGGGCCUCCAGAUGACCUCCACGCCCAUGACACCUGGCACAGCUGGCCCGCAGCGGGAGAUCCGGGAAGGCACUUACUCGGGGAGCUGCUACCACCGCGCCGGCCUGCGGCUGAGUGUGCAGUUUGAAGUGAAGCGGGUGGAGCUCCAGGGCCCCAGGACCCUGUUCUGCUGCUGGCUGGUGAAAGACCUCCUCCACAGCCUGCAGGACCCGUCCACCAGGACCCGCCUGUUCCUUGCCAGCCAGCCCAGCUCCGCCCACGCCUUGUCCGACCUCCCUGGAUCCAGCCUGGGGGAAAUGCUCAGAGCCAAGCCCUGGUUUGAGGAGCCUCCCAGGGCUGCAGAGCUGGAGGGGCUGGCAGCUUGCGAGGGCGAGUACUCCUGUAGGUACAGCACCCUGCGCCCACUCGGCAGUGGGGCCUUUGGCUUCGUGUGGACCGCGGUGGACAAGGAGUGCAGCGAGGAGGUGGUGGUGAAGUUCAUUAAGAAGGAGAAGGUUUUGGAGGAUUGUUGGGUCGAUGACCCGAAACUGGGCAGAGUCACUCUGGAGAUCGCGAUUCUGUCCCGCGUGGAGCACGCGAACAUCAUCAAGGUCCUGGCUGUGUUCGAGAACUCGGGCUUUUUCCAGCUGGUGAUGGAGAAGCACGGCUCGGGCCUGGACCUCUUCGCCUUCAUCGACCAGCACCCCAGCCUGGAUGAGCCCCUGGCAAGCUUCAUCUUCAGACAACUGGUGGCGGCGGUGGGGUACCUGCGCUCCCAGGGCAUCAUCCAUCGGGACAUCAAGGAUGAGAACAUCGUCAUCGCCGAGGACUUCACCAUCAAGCUCAUCGACUUCGGCUCAGCUGCUUACUUGGAAAAGGGCAAAUUAUUCUACACCUUCUGCGGCACAAUCGAGUACUGCGCGCCCGAAGUCCUCAUGGGGAACCCCUACAGAGGCCCGGAGCUGGAGAUGUGGUCGCUGGGCGUCACGCUGUACACACUGAUCUUCGAGGAGAACCCCUUCUGCGAGGUGGAGGAGACCAUGGAGGCCGUUAUACGCCCCCCGUUCCUGGUGUCGCAAGAGCUCACAAGCCUAGUGUCGGGACUGCUGCAGCCUGCCCCCGAGCAGCGCACCACCUUGGAGGAGCUGGUGAUAGACCCGUGGGUGACACAGCCCGUGGACCCGGCCAGCUAUAGUUGGGAAGAGGUGUGUCACACGAACAAGCCAGCAGGUGACGCAGCGACUUCUCCCUUCCCAGAUGGUGGAGGCUGGUGCACCUCCAGCCUAGGCAGCAGGAGCCCUGGCCCAAGCCUGGCUCCCGGGCCCCUUGGGCCUCCCGCCCAGGGGUGCCCCCUAAUGGCUGCUGCUGCCCCCAGCUCCCAGGCCCUACGUGGAGAUCAGGCCUUGCCGCCUCCUGGGAACUCAGUGCAAGCAGGACUCACACCAGAAAGAGCCAGGACUGCUGUUAGUUUAGCUUUGUAAACGAGGCUUGGCGUUUGCUUCUUACGUCCUCGAGAAACCAUGCCACUGCUGGUUUCAUGUAUUAAAGGAUUUUUAUUUUGUGAGCUUCCGAAGCCAGUGUUCGUCCUCCUUCGUGUUUGCAUACAUGUACCCGUGGUCUGCCAAGUGACAGGCGUGUGGAGCUUGUCGAGUGUGGCCAGUGACCAGGCUGUUGUCUCCUUCCUCACUCAUGGUCCACGUCGAAGCAGCUCUGUC
Molecule: messenger RNA, 4908 nt
Organism: Tupaia belangeri chinensis (Chinese tree shrew)
Lineage: Eukaryota; Metazoa; Chordata; Mammalia; Scandentia; Tupaiidae
Gene: PASK
Product: PAS domain containing serine/threonine kinase
Exons: 18
Coding region: 154-4674 (1506 amino acids)
Biological process (GO): negative regulation of glycogen biosynthetic process; protein phosphorylation; intracellular signal transduction
Cellular component (GO): cytoplasm; nucleus; cytosol
Molecular function (GO): ATP binding; protein serine/threonine kinase activity
Source: RefSeq, a predicted model, not a curated record